CCCCACCCCUAUCUCCAGCUCUCUCCUCUAUAUAAGGGCAACAGCUGGUCCUGUGCACCAGAGAGCCGCUGCAGCUUCACGCACUCUGAGCAGAAGCACAGGCAGAUGAAGAAGAGGAGGAGGAGGAAGAACGUGAGGACGGCUGGCUCUUUAGUGCAAAAUUGAAGCAUUUACAUGGGAGCGAUAAUGCGCUGAAGAGGAGCUAAUAGGACGCGAGGACGUUUUGGGAUGCCUCUUGGACAUUGCUCAACUUCUGCUUUGCACUUUUCAGCGUAAAGAGACAUCAACGAUUAUUAUUUUGUACUCUGGAAUGUGCCUGACCUGCGCCGCUUUUGUGGUGCUGAAAGGACAGCGACAACGACUGGCUGGCUUAAGGGAGCUGACCAGUUCUGAAGGACCCAACAGGGGAGAGGAAUUUAAGUCACAGUAGCAAACCGGGACCUUUUUAUUUAUUUAUUUAUUUAGAAUUUUUUAAAAUUUACACUAUUGGAAUGCCAAUACCACCGUUUUUUAGGGGGAAUAAACUUUUAAAAUAACUUUUCAUAGCGUGUAAAGUAGUAGGAGUGCACGUGUGCGCACGCACGUGUGUGAGUGCCAUCAUGCCUCGCUCUUUCUUGGUAAAGAAAGUCAAGCUGGAUGACAUUUCAGCCGCUGAGCUGGAGAGCUCCUACUGUCACGGUCGACGCGGGGAGUUGAGCCUACGAUUCCAUCAUCAUAAAGGUUACGAGCGGGAUUAUUUGAGCCCGUCUCCGUACGACGACCCGGUUCGCAGUGACCUGCCCGCCAUCUCCAAAGCGCCCUCCUCCCCUCCCCGCCCGUCAAUCAUCUACAGUCGCAUCAAUGGCGGCUACGCGGGCGACAUCCACGGCGACUCGGACCAGCCCGACAGCCCCCGCUCGGAGGUGUCGUCGGCGGCCAGCGGCUACAUCAACGGGGACGCCGGCAUCGGCGAGGCCUACUCGGUGGACGCCUUCUUUAUCGUGGACGGCCGGUCGAGACGGAAGGCGGCGGCGCCGGCGGCGGCCGUAGACGGCGCGAGCAGGCCCGGAGCCCCGCAGAGGCACUCGUGCGGCGAGUGCGGCAAGACGUACGCCACGUCGUCCAACCUGAGCCGCCACAAGCAGACGCACCGCAGUAUGGACAGCAAGAUGGCCAAGAAGUGCCCCACGUGCGGCAAGGUGUACGUGUCCAUGCCCGCCAUGGCCAUGCACCUGCUGACGCACGACCUCAAGCAUAAGUGCGACGUUUGCGGCAAGGCCUUCAGCCGCCCGUGGCUGCUGCAGGGUCACAUGCGCUCGCACACGGGCGAGAAGCCCUUCGGCUGCGCGCACUGCGGCAAGGCCUUCGCCGACCGCUCCAACCUGCGCGCGCACAUGCAGACGCACUCGGCGUUCAAGCACUACAAGUGCAAGCGCUGCGACAAGACCUUCGCGCUCAAGAGCUACCUGAACAAGCACUACGAGUCGGCGUGCUUCAAGGGGGCCUUCUCGCCCAUCAGCUCGCUCGGUGAGUGACGCCUCAACGUUUUGGCCAUCCGGAUGCUUCCGGGCAUGGACUCGUCGUCUUCCGUCCGCGCUCGGGCCCACUUUUCACUGGCUGCCACGAGGGCUCGGAUUGCGCACCGUGGGCUUCGGUCAGGCGGUGGCAAGCAGGACGCUUGGCCUUCAGUGGGGACUCACCUGACCUAAUUCACCUCUUCAUACCACCACUAUCACUUUACAGUUCGAGAAACCAUGC
This is a messenger RNA of Syngnathus acus (greater pipefish), 1737 nucleotides long. Its product is annotated as transcriptional repressor scratch 1-like. Gene Ontology annotation, biological process: regulation of DNA-templated transcription. The transcript has 2 exons. The coding region runs from base 600 to 1514 and encodes 304 amino acids. The record is from RefSeq and is a predicted model, not a curated record. NCBI's taxonomy places the organism in Eukaryota, Metazoa, Chordata, Actinopteri, Syngnathiformes, Syngnathidae. Gene Ontology annotation, molecular function: RNA polymerase II cis-regulatory region sequence-specific DNA binding; DNA-binding transcription factor activity, RNA polymerase II-specific.